Molecule: messenger RNA, 881 nt
Organism: Malaclemys terrapin pileata
Lineage: Eukaryota; Metazoa; Chordata; Testudines; Emydidae
Gene: MED18
Product: mediator complex subunit 18
Exons: 3
Coding region: 104-730 (208 amino acids)
Biological process (GO): regulation of transcription by RNA polymerase II; termination of RNA polymerase II transcription
Cellular component (GO): core mediator complex; mediator complex
Molecular function (GO): transcription coregulator activity
Source: RefSeq, a predicted model, not a curated record
GGUCGGGAGGAGGUCGCGGGGCUGUGCCGGGCCCGAGCUUUGGAACAGCCCGUAAAGAGGGGAGCCCCGUCCCGCCGCGCCGCCCUACAGGGAAGCCAAAACCAUGGAGGCCCCACCUGUUACCAUGAUGCCUGUCACUGGUGGCACCAUUAACAUGAUGGAGUAUUUACUCCAAGGAAGUGUUUUGGAUCAAAGCCUGGAGAGCCUCCUUCACCGGUUGCGUGGUCUGUGUGACAACAUGGAACCUGAGACAUUCCUGGACCAUGAGAUGGUGUUCCUCCUGAAAGGGCAGCAAGCCAGUCCCUUUGUCCUGAGGGCACGGCGCUCCAUGGACAAAACUGGCACACCCUGGCACUUGCGCUAUUUGGGACAGCCAGAAAUGGGAGACAAAAACCGCCAUGCUCUGGUGCGCAACUGUGUUGACAUCGCUACUUCAGAGAACCUUACUGACUUUCUGAUGGAGAUGGGCUUCCGGAUGGACCACGAGUUUGUCGCCAAGGGCCAUGUGUUCCGCAAGGGUAUCAUGAAGAUUGUAGUGUACAAGAUCUUCCGCAUCCUGGUUCCAGGAAACACUGAUAGCAUUGAGCCCUUGUCUCUCUCCUACCUCGUGGAGCUGAGUGUUGUAGCUCCGGCAGGACAAGAUGUAGUUUCUGAUGACAUGCGAAACUUUGCUGAGCAGCUAAAGCCCUUAGUUCACCUGGAGAAAAUUGACCCCAAAAGGCUCAUGUGAGUGAAAAGGACCCAGCAAGUAUGUCUAGUUCCUCUCUCUCUCUCUCAGUGGUCCUGGUGACCAGCAUGUAGACACACUUCUUCCAAAAUGACUCUUGCAAGAACUGAGGAGAUUAAAGUUUUUUUUUUUUUUUUUUUUUUUUUGGGGGGGG